CGUACAGCGUGGCAUUUUCUCGCAGAGACGCUGCAAACUUGAGCACGUGCGUUUUGCGAAAACUGCGACAGCGUUUCAUCAUAAAACUGAACGAUGUACUUGUGCGUCUCCUUAACAAUUUUUGGUUUUUUCGCACAAGGAAUCAAGGGAGAAAUUUCUUCGGAAAACCCCAGUGAAAGUGCCUUCUUGUCCUACAAUGGAAACACUUCUCGUGCGGUAUAUGAGGCGUGGCGAAUAUCUGGAGAGCUAUCAUUCCUUUUCAAAACUAACAGGCCUACUGCUUUUCUCGCUUACCAAGAUGACGGCGCCCGAAACUUCCUCGAUUUAUUCCUUGUCAAAGGAAAGCUCCGCGCGUGGGUAAGAUUCAACAACUGCACACCGAAAUCGAAAGAACUGACAGUUAACGGAAACUUUUCUGAUUCUCGUUGGCAUAGAGUUCGCUUGACAAGAGGAAACGAGGAAAAUGUCACCCUUACAGUGGAUGGAUGUAAAACGGAAUAUAUUUCCUGCAAAUAUACCGCCACUGAAUCAGAAAGCUGGAAAGCUCUCUACGUGGGUAAUAUUCCAGCGAAUAUCAGUUUCAAUGAUCUGGCAAAUCCAAGAAUUGUCUACGAAUCCAUUGGAUUCGAAUUCCAGGGCUGCAUUGGUCAUAUGACUCAAACUACACCUGAACACAGUCCCAAGCCAUUAGUUCUACUUCAUAGCGAAUGGACUGGUGCCAACUGUCAGAGUCAAUGCAGUUCGGGCAGGAAAUGUAAUCCAAUAGAUGACGUAAUCAGGACAGAAUGCGAAUGUCCCGGAUACUGAAACGAAGCAUUG
Messenger RNA from Stylophora pistillata, 819 nucleotides. RefSeq lists its product as uncharacterized. The record is from RefSeq and is a predicted model, not a curated record. NCBI's taxonomy places the organism in Eukaryota, Metazoa, Cnidaria, Anthozoa, Scleractinia, Pocilloporidae.